UGGAAUUGCUCCAUUUCCAGCAUGGCGGGGCAAUCCGAUCGCCAACGGUAGACGUGACAAAGGAGAUCUUUGUACCUAGCAGCUUGGAUGGAAUCGAUCGCGGAAGACUUCGAAUGAUGGGCAACGUUGUGGAAUGGAGCAUUGCGAACGGAUACGUCAUUGAUCGCACGUUUGAGUUUCCGCAACCAGUGUUGGACAUUGCUCUUGUCGAAUUCAACGACGACGAUGGAAGCAGCGUGUGCAUCCUAGCGAGACCAGACCGCAUGACGGUAGUCACUCCAUCAGGUUCCACCAUCGACGUUCCGUUGCCCUUCCAAGCCACGUCGAUCUUUGCCAUGCAAAAGGGUUUGUUGCUCGAACGAUCCAAGCAUCCGCCGUCGUCGGCCAACAUGCCCGUGCUGUUCAGUUUGAUGCACCCCCUGGACGAGAUCAAGCCCGUGGUGGUGCAAGGCGACCCGUUGCAACCUCUAGAUCACUGUGCGUUCGUCUCCGAUCCCGUCGAGACCCUCGUGUUCGUCCACGCCGCCGCCCCGUCCUUUCUCGCGUUCUUCCAUCCCGACCACCGCACCUUCCGCGUCAAGUCCAUCGCCCACGUUGUGAGUCCACGGGACGCCAAGUCCACGUCCAUUGUGCCCGAGAUAGCCCUCCGCCAGAUUUGGGAAAGUCCAUGCAUCGCAACGUCGACGCCGCACAAGCUCGCGUGCAAGCUGUUCGUUACGUCCAACGUAGACCUAUCGCCCAUCCUUUGCAUCUUCAAUCCAUCGAGCGGUGAGCUUGUCAUGCAGCCCAUGAGCAUCAUCGUCCCUACCCCAAGCUCGACCUCGCCGCUUCCUCCUCCUGUCACCUUCCCGUCUCCCACGAUCCUUCGUUGUCGAUUGGCAUGUCCUGUGCUUCGCAAAUGCACCACCACUUGUCAACAAAGGUCGCUUCGAUCGUUCGACUUGGUCGUGGUUACACUGGACCAUACAUGGGAAUUAUACCGUCAUCUCCACAAGAUCUGCUCCCUCGCGCUUCCCGUUCGACAACCGCCUGUCCUUCCCCAUCAAGUCGUCGCGAUCAAAGACACCCCAUGCGUCCAUACCAUCGAAGUACAGGUCGCCGGCACCCCCGACACGUCGUUGCGCCUCGUGCUACCCCUCGACUUUACUUCGGCAUUGCUGGAACGCGCUUUCGAAUGCUUGGACGCUGUCGUGCCGUCAUUGGUGCUGUUGUGGCGUGUACGUAUUCGCACAACAACCCCAACGAACGACUGGCAGGCAUUUACGUCGCAGCUACUGGUUGCCGCGCUUCCGCCGGUUGAAAAGGUUGGCGAGCCUUCCGCCCCCGCCCCGUCGACAACAUUGGUCUUUGCUACGGCCUACGAUCGUCUAGUUGCAACCGAGUCGUUCCAGAAGCUAGCCCACGCCCAACCCAAGAUCUUUGGUCGCCCGUCUCCUCCUAGUCCUUCCACCAUCGACGACCACCCCAUGGAUUGCGUGGACCUUGUCGCCCAAAUCCGAGUCCAUCUCCCGACGGUGUUUACAACUUUGCACUUGCUCUACGAAGACUUGAAGCUGUCCACGAGCUCGUUCCCGUGGCUGCGUCCAUUGGGCGUCGUCCUGCAUGCGGUAGCCCAUGCCACAGCCUUGCCUGCGUACAUGCAGCAUUACGUUGCCGACCUCGGGCCCAUCCCCGUCAUGUCCACAAAUCGUGAUUCAAAGGGGGACAAAAACCCUUCAAAUCUGUUCAAGUCGUUGCAAAAUGCAUCGGCGCCGGCAGACGUGUACGGGUGGGUACAGCGACGUAUGGCCAUGUUUCACUACCAUCGCCUGCACAACUCCCGAGUCAGCCGCUUCGGCACGACAACCUUGUUCCCGACGUCGCAUCUGUUUCCCACCACCCAACACGUCGUCGCCCUCUACUCCAAACUGUACCCCGACGUCGACUCGUUGCAUCCCGUGCGCGCCCAAGAUGUUGUCCACUACCUCGUGACAAUCCCCGCUUUUGAGCACUUGAUGGACGACUUGCCAGACGGCGUAGCGCUGCCGCUGAGGUACGCGCGAACGAUUUGCAAGCACGCGCCGGGUAACUCGUGGGAUGCCGCCACGUGCCACGUCAUUCAACGGCCCGACUGGGUCGGUCAGGGGGGUCGACAAGAAGACGGCGACGCCGCCUCGAAAAAUCGACCAGCCCCGCCGGACGAUGACGACGGGUUCGACGACGUCAUGCACCUCCAUGCCCCGUUGUUCCCGACAGACCUCCGCCUCAAAGAAGUCGGGCGGUUGCUUCGAUCGAAUAAGAUCAUGUACCUCAAAAUCCCCCUUGACCCGAGCCUGUCGGAUAGCGACGUGAUCAACAUGCAGCAAGCGCGGCUGCUCAUGUUGUGCAAGCGCUCCAUGGCCUUGCCUGUGGCCAGAGGCAUGGUCACGCUGGGCAGCCUCACGCCCGCUACUGCGACGACGACAUCGUGGAUAGCGCCCCUGCCCAUUCCUCCCAUGCCGCUCGCCGCGCGCAUUGCCGAGUCCAACGCCAAGAUCCACUUGGACUCGAGCACGUACAAAGAGCUGACUUUGUGGCCGCAAUUUCACAACGGUGUGGCCACGGCCCUGCGCCUCCCACCCGCCCUUGAGACGAACGUGACGGUGCAGUGGAUUUUCUCACACAAACCCAAGCCGCCCACGACAGACGACGACCACGAUCCGAUGGCCGCCCACGCCGGGUUUGUGCUCGGCCUCGGGUUGCGCGGUCACUUGAGCCAGUUGUCGCAAAGCGCCAUCUUCCAAUACUUGUCGAUGGACCACGAAUUGACGUCCGUGGGGCUGCUACUCGGACUCGCCGCGACUUCGGUCACCCGACCGAAAGAUCUGACGCUGGAGCGAUCGGCGACGCGCGUUCUGUCGCUGCACAUUCCGUCGCUGCUUCCACCCACGUACUCGCACGUGAAUAUCACGCCUUCCGUGCAAACAGCGGCGCUGAUUGGGUUGGGGUUGGUGUACCAAGGCACGGGCAACCGCAACAUGACUGAAAUCAUGUUGUCCGAGGUGGUAUCGGCCCCUGUUGUAAUGUCGCCCACGUCCUCCCAGCCCAGUGUCGACUUGAGCCAAAAGGAAAGCUACGCGUUGGCGGCGGGCGUGGCCGUGGGAUUGAUUGCGCUGGGUCGUCGGAACGACCCCGGGCUUGCGGAUCUGCAGCUGGAGGCGAAAUUGGUCAAGUACAUGGUGGGGGGGUCCCGCAAAGUUCGACCCAUUCCUGGCAACUGUGUCUUGCGCACCAAAACCAAGUCCCCGUCUCGUGAGUACGUCAAUGUCGACGUCACGGCGGCCGGCAGCGCGCUCGCGUUGGCGUUCAUGUACAUGCACAGCAACAACGAGCGCGUCCGCCAGCAACUAGCGAUUCCCAACACGAUCGUGUCGCUCGAGGCGAUUCGGCCCGACCUGCUGUUUGUCCGCGUGGUGGCAUCGAAUGUAGUGGCGUGGGAUGCAAUUCGGCCGUCCGAGGAGUGGAUUCACGGGCACCAGCCGCCGUGUUUUACCAGCGAUGGGCCUGUGGAUCCGCCGACGGCGCAGGAAGGGUACGCCAACAUCCUCGCCGGCGCUUGCUUUAGUGUGGGACUCAAGUUUGCAGGGUCACACGACGUGGUGGCCAAGUCGACGCUGUUGGCGUGCAUAUCCGACUUUUGCGAGUGGCGCAGCAAAGCCAAAGCCGUGAGUCGGGUGACAUGGGAGCGGUGCUUGGGCGUGUUGACGCAAUCGUUGGCGCUCGUCAUGGCCGGGAGUGGGGAUUUGGACACGUUUCGAGCGCUGCGGGUCGUGCUGCUGCGUCAGAAAGCGGACGCAAUGGCAGACGUCACGUACGGCAACCACAUGGCCGUGACCAGUGCGCUGGGUCUGCUGUUCCUGGGGGGCGGACGGUGCGCGUUCCAGUCGACGCCGUUUGCCAUUGCCGUGCUCGUGGUGGCCUUCUUCCCCAUGUACCCGAGUAAAACGUCCGAUCAAAAGUAUCAUUUGCAAGCGCUGCGACACUUGUACGUGCUGGCCAUCGACUCGAAUCGGUUUGUCGAGACCAUCGAUGCCGACACGGGCGCGCAGAGCCCGGUGGACUUGGUCAUUUCGACAACAGGAUUGAAGAACCACAAGGUGGUGCGGACGCCCCAUUUGCUUCCUGCGUACGACAAGCUCUCAGUCCUCUCAUCGCGGCACUUUCCCGUUAAUGUCAAUGUCAAAACGGUGGGGAACGAGGAUGAUGGAGGGAACGCCAAUGCUUGCCGCGUUCAAACGCUAAACGAACGCCGUCGCAUAUAUGUGAAGCGAAAGCAAGGCGACUUGGAUAGCCCCCAGCUGGCCCUGCUACGGCAGUUUCGGCGGUGGUUUGUCCACGAUACGUCGUCGCAUACGAAUCAUGCGUUUUGCAAACGGGUGUGGCAAGAAUGCGAAGUCCAGCAAAAGCCACACGUGUUGGCCGUGUAUUUGAAUGCCAAACACACCGAAGUGGCCGUGCUAUCCGAUGCGUUGGCCCACUCUUUGAAUGUGUCGACGCUGCACUUGAUGCACCUGCACAUGGAAGUCGAAGGCCACAUGUUUCCGUACGAACUACCCAUUGAGGCGGGCGCGUUCGACCACGAGAAGGAUCAGCACGAUGAUUUGGGCGUCGCGCAACUUGUAAACGAAGACUUUGUCCUCGGCUACACGAACGCGCUCUUGCGAUACUUUUCAGAGCUCCAUCCAAAUGAAAACGUGGACACGUUGGCGCAGUGUGCGCACCUGCGCUUCCUUGGCGAUCACAUGCUGGCCCAGCUCGAAUAGAAACCAUGGAGUAAAAGACUACAAUAACCUUGGACAAAUCGCAAUAUAUAUUAUGUCAUAUUAUGUCAUUCUAGUUAACGGACGACGACAGCUGUGCACGGCAUUUGGCUUGCAUUGUGUACGAUGCAAGGGACUUAUGCAGGGAUAGGCAGGGCAGAUUUGAAGCUUGACGGCACUGGAUAGAGCGGCGCCGUUGUCGGCAGUGCGAGGAGAGUCGAUGGAGUCGAGGAGAUUAUGAUUUGAUCACUGAUCAUCCCGAGGUCUCGCUCCACGAUGAGAACGAUUGAUUUUGUGAUGAUUGGCGAAGUUUUCGCUGCAGGGGUUUGAUCGUGGCAGGUCAGACGUACAAGGCCUUGGACAUGGUUGCCAUUUCCACAGAGCUGUAGUACAGGUGCGGGGCGUCUUCUUCCGUGAUGGACGGAAUGCGCCGGACUCGCACGUGAUUGCUGAAUUGGACCCGCGACGGCGACGGUUGAGUCGCCUUGGGCGGAGUGAGGUCGUGAAAUGCUUGCAACCACAUCGCCCACUGAGACCUCGUGGUCGCAGUACCGCGUAACCAGUGCCCGCUUUCCGUGCACAGCUGAAUACCAAGGUCCCGCUCGUGCCAGACUUUGCCUUCCGUGACGCAGUGUAGCGUGGCCUUCUUGCCGCUCGUGAUGGUCAGCGCAUUUCCAGUGAGCGUCCACUGCUGUUGCUUGGUGCUCUCGCCAAGCAACCAGUGGGGCUCGGUGACGUGAAUGCGAGAUGUCGUCGUGGCAGGCUGCUCAUUGUUCGGGUUGGGUGGUGGCGGGUCGGUCAUUUCGAUUUUGUCGUUGAAGAAUGGCGACGUGGAAUCAGCUGUUGGCGCUUGGUUUUAUCCCAGUGGCAAACUUCAACUUGG
Aphanomyces astaci is the source of this 5661-nucleotide messenger RNA. RefSeq lists its product as hypothetical. Gene Ontology annotation, biological process: metaphase/anaphase transition of mitotic cell cycle; protein K11-linked ubiquitination; anaphase-promoting complex-dependent catabolic process. The transcript is spliced from 6 exons. The record is from RefSeq and is a predicted model, not a curated record. Gene Ontology annotation, cellular component: anaphase-promoting complex. Bases 114 to 4781 code for a protein of 1555 amino acids. NCBI's taxonomy places the organism in Eukaryota, Oomycota, Saprolegniomycetes, Saprolegniales, Verrucalvaceae. Gene Ontology annotation, molecular function: molecular adaptor activity.